Pezoporus occidentalis (night parrot) is the source of this 2961-nucleotide messenger RNA. Its product is annotated as histone-lysine N-methyltransferase 2B-like. The record is from RefSeq and is a predicted model, not a curated record. Bases 1 to 2961 code for a protein of 986 amino acids. Gene Ontology annotation, cellular component: histone methyltransferase complex; nucleus. Lineage: Eukaryota; Metazoa; Chordata; Aves; Psittaciformes; Psittacidae. Gene Ontology annotation, biological process: positive regulation of DNA-templated transcription. Gene Ontology annotation, molecular function: protein binding; histone H3K4 methyltransferase activity. The transcript is spliced from 18 exons.
AUGGCCCCAGCACCGGCACAGAGGGACCCAGGCCGCUGCCCCCCACGUGGCGCCCCCUGGGACUCGGAGGACUCCGGGGACUCGGUGGCGGAGGAGUGGGGCCCCCCCGGCGCCCUGGCCCCCCCCCACAAUGGGUGGUCGGGGAAGGGGCGCUCCAGCGAUGGGGUGCACCGCCUGCGCGUGGACUUCAAGGAGGACAGUGCCCUGGACAACGUGUGGCUGCUGGGGGGCCUCAGCAUCGUCUCCUCCGUGCCCGUCAGCGCCCCCCUCGUCUGCCUGCUCUGCGCCAGCAAGGGCCAGCACCAGCUGUGCUGGGGGUGCUCCAGGUGCCGGCGCUGUGGGGCCACCCCAGGCCGGGGGGGGGACCCCGAAUGGGUGCCCCAGGAUGGGCUCUGCCCCCCCUGCGCCCGCCUCGAGGCGGAGGCGGCUCCGGGUGCCGAUGGGGGCGGGGCCCUGCAGGGGGCGCUGCGGCGCGUCCUGGGCGCGCUCCUGCGCUCCCCCCAUGGGGGCCCCCUCAGCCACUGCCAGCAGUGCCCCCCCGGGGGGGGGGUGAAGCUGCACCCAGGCCCCUGCGACCUGGGAGCCAUCGGGGAGCUGCUGGAAGGAGGCCACUACGACUCCGUGGACUUCAGCCAGGACGUCAUUGGGGUGCUGCUGCGGGGGGGGGCACCCAUGGGGGGCAGCCCCAUAAGCGACGGUGCCUGUGAGCUCUUCAUCCAGCUCAUGCUCGGAGCCUUCCCCUGCUUCGACAUCCGGGACCCCAAGCGCUGGCGCCCGCCCGGGGACGGGGACCCUGACCGCCUGCCCCACGCCGUGCUGCCCCCCUCCCCCGACCACACGUACGCCCAAUGGCGGCCGGAGCCCCCCCUGCCCCCCCCCGAGGAAGGGGCGGAGCCAGCGGUGCCCAAUGGGGGAGGGGAGGACGAUCGCCAGUGCGCCCUGUGCCUGCAGUGCGGGGACGCGCCCUGCCAGGACGAGGGCCGGCUGCUCUACAUCGGGCAGAACGAGUGGACCCACGUGAACUGCGCCCUGUGGUCGGCCGAGGUCUUCGAGGAGGGCGACGGGACCCUGCGCAACGUGCACGCCGCCGUGGCCCGCGGGCGCCAGAUGCGCUGUGAGCACUGUGGGCGCCCCGGGGCCACGGUUGGGUGCUGCCUGGCCGCCUGCCUCGCCAACUUCCACUUCAUGUGCGCCCGGCGGCGCCGCGCCGCCUUCCAGCGCGACAAGAGGGUCUUCUGCCAGCGGCACGCGCGCCUGCGGGACCCUGCCGCGCUGGUGCAGGAUGAGGGCUUUGCGGUGCUGCGCCGGGUCCUGGUGGACUUCGGGGGCCUGAGCCUCAAGAGGAAGUUCCUGGGGGGGCUGGAGCCCGAGGCCGUGCACAUGAUGAUCGGCUCCAUCCGCAUCGACAGCCUGGGGGCGCUGACGGAGCUGUCGGAGCGCGACGGGAGGCUGUUCCCUGUGGGAUACCAGUGCUGGCGCCUCUACUGGAGCACGCGGGACGCGCGGCGCCGGUGCUGGUACCGCUGCCGCAUCCUGGAGCAGGCGCCGGGGGGGGAGGGGGGCGCCCGGCCCCGCCCCCCCGACAUCAACCGCACCAUCGCCCACGGUCCCACCCCAGGGUCCCCCCCCAGCCCCAUUGCGGGGGGGGGCCCAGAAGGAGCUUGGGGCACCCCCAGCCCCCACCCCACCCGGAGACCCCCAACGGGGACCUCAUCCAGGCCCCUCCCAUCCCCUGGCAGCGCCCCCCCCGUCCCCCGUCACAUCCUGACCGUUGGGGACCCCGAGUUCCCCCCCCCCCGCCGGGCCCGCAGGACCCUGGCACCCAUGGGUGCCCCCCAGCGCUGGCCCAAUGGGGCACCCAAUGGGGCACCCAAUGGGACACCCAAUGGGUCACCCAAUGGGUCAAUGGCACCCAAUGGAUCAAUGGCGCCCAAUGGACCAAGCUCAGCGUCAAGGCCAUCGUCACCCAUGGAUCCAGCAGCACCCAAUGAGCACCCAUCGCCUAUGGGACCAGCAUCGCCUAUGGGGCACCCAUCGCCUAUGGGCCCAGCAUCACCCAAUGGACCGAGCCCAUCGUCACCCAUGGGCCCUCCCCCGUUGUCCCCAUUGGCCCUCAGCGCCCUCCUGGGGGGGGCACCCAUGGGUGACAGCAGCGAGGACGAGGACGUGGGUGCCAAUGGGGGCACCCAUCGGGGGGGCACCCAUCGGGACCCCUAUGUCCACUUCAGCCGCACCGUGGUGGCCCGGCCCCCCCCGGCCCCUUGCCCCGCCCCCCCGUCGCCCCACAUUGACCAAUUGGAUGGGGUGGACGAUGGGGACAAGGGUGGGGGGGCACCCAUGGGUGCCCCUCUGGGGCCAGCACCCACGGAGCACCUCCCCUCCGAGCUCGUGGACUUCGUCCUCAAGAGCAUGGCGGCCAAUGGCACCCAAGGGGUCAAUGGGGACGGGGGCACCCAAUGGGUGCCCCCCAAGGGGGAUGGAGGCGGCACCCACAGCACCCAAUGGGACGGCACCCGUCGAGAGGACGGCACCCACGGCCACGAGGCCCAUAGCACCCAAUGGGACGGCACCCAUCGAGAGGACGGCACCCAUGGCCACGAGGCCCAUAGCACCCAAUGGGAUGGCACCCAUCGAGAGGACGGCACCCAUCGAGAGGACAGCACCCAUGGCCACGACGCCCAUAGCACCCAAUGGGACGGCACCCAUCAAGAUGGCACCCAUGGCCAUGAUGCCCAUAGCACCCAAUGGGACAGCACCCAUAAAGGAGACGGCGCCACCACCCACCCCAAUGGCACCCAUGGGUGCACCGCCUCCAUAGGGGACAAUGGGGCCCAUUGGGUGCCCCCGUGGCCACCCAAGCGCCCCGGGGACCCCAUGGGUGCUGGAGCACCCAAACGGGCCCGGAUGGAGCCCAUCGGGGCCCAUGGGGACGGAGGCGAGGAGGAGAUGGAUGCGAGGUAA